AUGGCGCGCUCCAAAACCCUAACGGCUGGCCUCUUCACCAUGAUGUUCCUCGCUCCAUGCAUCCUCGCCGCCGACCCAGACCCACUCCAGGACUUCUGCGUGGCCGACCUCGACAGCGAGGUCUCGGUAAACGGGUACCCAUGCGUGCCCACGUCGGAGGCCGGCGACGACUUCCUCUUCUCGUCCAGGCUCGCCACUGUUAGACAUUCCACGGCCGGCAACACGUCCACCCCGAACGGCUCCGCCGUGACACGGCUGGACGUGCGGGGGUUCCCCGGCACCAACACGCAGGGCAUCUCCAUGAACCGCGUCGACUUCGCGCCGGGCGGCAUCAACCCGCCGCACGUCCACCCUCGCGCCAGCGAGAUCGGCAUGGUGACGAGAGGCGAGCUCCUCGUCGGCAUCAUCGGCAGCUUCGAGUCCGGGGAGAGGCUCUACUCCAAGGUGGUGCGCGCCGGGGGGACGUUCCUCAUCCCGCGUGGCCUCAUGCACUUCCAGUACAACGUCGGCGCGGAAGAGGCCUCCAUGUUCGUCUCCUUCAACAGCCAGAACCCCGGCAUCGUCUUCGUGCCGGUAUCGCUCGUAGGCUCAAACCCGCCCAUCCCGACGCCGGUGCUCACCAGGGCGCUCCGGGUGAACGCCUCCGUGGUGGAGCUUCUCAAGUCCAACUUCGCCAGCGGGUCUUACUUCAUUCCUAGGACCGUGGAAUGA
Molecule: messenger RNA, 711 nt
Organism: Lolium rigidum
Lineage: Eukaryota; Viridiplantae; Streptophyta; Magnoliopsida; Poales; Poaceae
Product: oxalate oxidase GF-2.8-like
Exons: 2
Coding region: 1-711 (236 amino acids)
Cellular component (GO): cell wall
Molecular function (GO): manganese ion binding
Source: RefSeq, a predicted model, not a curated record